Molecule: messenger RNA, 1890 nt
Organism: Symbiodinium necroappetens
Lineage: Eukaryota; Dinophyceae; Suessiales; Symbiodiniaceae
Source: the annotation of a GenBank genome assembly
AUGCUUUGCUGCUUGUGUCAAAAGGCUCAGAACUGCUUUGCCGGAAAGCCUUCUACACGAAUCUGGCUCGUUGCAAGAUGUUGUGUUGGUGCAUAUCAUGGCCUGGUCAUGUCGGUCCCAUCGCCUCCGGCGCCCCAGACAAACUUCACAUUGGUUUGUGUGCGACGCCUGGAGCAAGAAGUUGUCCCUGAUGGUGGGGAGCUUUCUCUCUCCCAUGACCGCUGCUUGCUUUCACGUGUCGACGGAGAUGGCAGGUGCGUCUGCUACUCUUGCGAUAACACGCGGCCAGAGUUCAGUUUGUCCAAACCAGUGGCUGAGGAGGUCUCCACAUGUGUUUGGCAACACAUACCGGCAGAGACACAGGUAGACUUGUCCAAGAACACUUUGUCAGAGUAUCCUGGCGUGGCAUGCCUGGUGGCUUUGCACCGCGACAAUGCGGCGUUGACUUGUUGCCGCUUCGUGGGCAUCGAGACUGCGGAUGCGGAGGUCAACACAUCCACGGUGGAGCUGGAGCACGAUCCCGAAGAGCUGGAGCGUGGUAUGCCCCUGCUGAAAUGGUCGGAGGAGGAGGUUUUCGGAGAGAGGAGCAGCUCGAAUACGGUCUGGAAGCACUCCGUACCCUUGUUUCUGCUCCUACGGUUGCUUCCAGCGUGCCGUGAACACCUCGCAGCAGCUGCAGCGGCUCUGGCGGCUGAGGAGGCAGAUGCGCUUGACGCAGGUGCUAAGGGAGUGGACACUGCAGCUGAAUGGUACGAAGGCGAGGAGUCGGCAAUAAAGACAUGCAAGAAUCUGCAUGUCCGAAUCAGUGUCGCAACGGCGCAAACGCUUGUUCUGAUCCUCGAUGAUGCUGUUGCCACCGUGCUGAGUUUCAGAUGGAAAGGUGUGUUUGCAACCCACUGUUUCUACAUGCAGCGCUUAUGUCCAUCACCCCAUACAGAUCAGAGGCGGGCAUUGACUCGAUUCUCCGAUGUUCGCACGUGUCGCGACUGGAUUUUCGCAGUGACGCCUCAGCCAUCAGUACGCUUGCUGAAAGCGUCCACGCAGUGCUCAGGGUCGACGGAGGCCAACACGAAGAGCUUGUGCCCAGAUCCCUCUGUGGUUGCUUUCGUUUCAGCUUGGCACAGCAUGUGGCGGGCAGCUCGCUUCCUGGUGAAACAGUCGAAGCACUUGAAGGAAUGGCGCCAGAGGUGGUUCGUUCUGACGCCACAGUACCUUUGCAGUUUCAAGACAAAGGGUGAUUACAGAAGUCCGACCGAGUCUAUCCGAUUGUCAGAAUGCUUCACGGUUCGAUCAGCUGAUGAUCAGAUUGGCAAAGAGAACUCCUUCUGUGUUCAGUCAGUGGAGAGAUCCUUCUUAUUGAUUGCGCCGAAACGAGAUGAGAAAGAGCUUUGGAUCUCUCGCAUCGGGCGGCUCAUGGUUCGUCGAGCUGUCAUGGUAGACCAGGCGCUCGAUUCUGAGAUGACUGUCCAGGUGGUGAGAGGAGAGGUGCAAGGCCUCGUGUACGAGUGGGGCAUCCAGGACAGUUGGCAGCCCAUUCACUUUACGAAGGCCAAGCUUCAGGUACUUGGCUACACGGACAUCACGGUCGAGAAGCUUUCCCGCAACAGGACUCGUUUGAAGCUGCAGCCGACGGUACUGCAGUUGUCAACGGGUUCACAGGCUUGGAACACAGAGGCCAGCAGGCGCGGCAUCACAACUUGGCAUUCUGGUCCCCGGAUGGCCAGCAAACUCCUGCCGGAAGGCGUUCAGGAUGUGGAUGACCUGGUAACGGUGCAUGAGCUGGUCUUGAAGCACAGCCUUGACAAGGUGGGUUUAGGGAACGGCCAGAGCGCUCGCGGUCGCAAGCGCUCUCGGGCCGUUGCGGCGCUCCGCAGGCCCUGCUGGCCCUGA